Molecule: messenger RNA, 414 nt
Organism: Phyllostomus hastatus (greater spear-nosed bat)
Lineage: Eukaryota; Metazoa; Chordata; Mammalia; Chiroptera; Phyllostomidae
Product: sodium-dependent multivitamin transporter-like
Exons: 2
Coding region: 1-414 (137 amino acids)
Source: RefSeq, a predicted model, not a curated record
AUGCGGGGCCGGACCCUGGACCCUCGGACCAUCUACCCAGUGCUGCCGAGACUCCGUGCUCUCCUGCCUGUGUCCUGUGGGAGGCGACUUCACUACAAAAGCUACAGCCAGGGCCCCUCUGUGGACACCUCGGGGUCCCUGGAGAAGAUGAGCAAUGGGACGCUGAAGGGCUGCGGCGACAAGGAGGCCGUGGCCGUGCCUGAGGAGGGCCCAGUCUGCCAGGGCAGCAGCCCCACCUUCACCCUCCAGGAGACCUCACUCAAGCCCCAGGCCUCCGGCCACACUCUGCCAGGCACUCCGCUGACCCCAAGCUCUUUGUCCUCAAAGACCAAGACCGAUUCACUGUGCCUGCCCGAGGCGGAGGGCAAAGCUGUCACACACAGGGCCGUGGGGCGAGGGGGGAUCUGUCCUUGA